Molecule: messenger RNA, 1632 nt
Organism: Microthlaspi erraticum
Lineage: Eukaryota; Viridiplantae; Streptophyta; Magnoliopsida; Brassicales; Brassicaceae
Source: the annotation of a GenBank genome assembly
AUGUUCCUCGUCGUUCUUAUUUGUUCGUCGAGCGAAGCUUCGUCGAACAAAGCUUCAGCGAUGAGGUAUGUGUACUCUUUCCUAUCAACGGAUUUAGAUAUUAGUAACUUUGACAGUUUCAAAGUGAACCUGUAUCAUGGAGGUGUUAUGCAGAGAGACGAUGGUAUUGUCAGAUACACUGGAAGAGGUUUGAAGAAAGGCAUAGUUGUAGAUCCUGAUUACAUGACUUGGAGCUGUUUUGAUGGCUUUUGUGAAGUGCAUGAAAUACCUGGCGGUAUAGUAGAACGAGUAUGGUACAAGCUCCCACACGAAGACAUGGAUACUGUGAGAAGUUUUGGGUUUCACGGUUCUGAUUCAGAGCUUAUGAUAAUGUGUGCUCAAGCUAUGUCAGAAUCUGAGGUUGAUGUGUUCAUUCAGCAAGGUGAUAUUGUGCUUCUGCGUACCGAGAAAGAAAACAGAGAAAAUGCUGAGAAGCAAAAUGAGGAAAACGUUGAGAUGCCGACUGAAAUGGAGGAUGAUAUAAGUGAGAAGAAUGCUGAGAGAGAAAGUGAAGAAAAUGGUGAAAAGCAGACUGAUAUGGAGGAGGAUGUAAGUGAUGAAGAUGCUGAGAGUGAGAAGAAUGGUGCAGAGCAUGAUGAAACGGAGGGAGGGGAAGACAAAGAGUAUGAGGAAGCUAUCAAAGCGAGAAAAGAGAGAGAGCUUGAGGAAGCUAUGCUGUUGAAAAAGAGAAAGAAAGGUAAAGCUAAGAUUUUAGAAGAUGAAGAGGAUAUUGGUGAAAGAUAUGAGGUGGAGAUUGAAGAUGCUGAAGCUGUUUUAGAGUAUGCUCUGAAGAAAGGGAAGAACAUAGAGCAAAACAGAUGGGAUAAGACAAAGAUUGGGUACAAAUGUGGGGAAGAUGCAAAGUGCAAGUGGAAGCUAUAUUUCUCUUAUGAUAAGUCUAGUGGGAUGUGGAUUUUGAAGACCAAGUACGGAUACCACACUUGUACGCCUGGUGCGAAAUGCAAGCUGCUGAAAGGUCCUGUGAUUGCAAAGCUUUUCUUAGAUAAACUGAGGGAGAAAACGAAAUUGUGGCCUCUGAAAAUUCAAGCUCUUAUCAAAGAACAUUGGGAUUCAAAACUACGAGAUAUUAUGAAGCACAAGGGUUCAACUGCAAUUGUUGAUACAUAUCGAAAUGCAGAAAAAAAAGGUGUUUUUGAUCGGUUUUUUGUGUGCUUUGAGAAGCUCAGAACAAGAUGGAAAAGUUCUUGUCGGCCAGUCAUUGGCCUAGAUGGAACCUUCUUCAAGAUCGCCGUGAAAGGAACUUUGUUGACUGCUGUUGGUCACGACGCAAACAAUCAGAUCUAUCCGAUUGCUUGGGCUGUGGUACAAUCUGAAAAUGGAGAUAACUGGUUAUGGUUUGUUAAGAACCUUAAGGCUGAUUUGGGACUUGAAGAUGGCGAUGGUUAUGUCAUGAUUUCAGACAGAUGCAAAGGACUUCUUAGCGCUGUCAAAGCUGAGUUGCCAAAAGCUGAGCAUAGGAUGUGUGUCAAGCAUAUAGUCGAGAACUUGAAGAAGAACCAUGCGAAGAAAGAUUUGCUGAAGAACUUUAUGGUUACGGUUCUUGAUCUAGUUUUGGUUCGUAAACGGGUCUGA